AUGAAUGAAAAGUCAACAGAAAAGUCAAAAUUGAUGAAUUGCGAACGCCAACCUACGAACGAUCGGAACUGGGCUCGCACUCAUUUUCUCCCACAAUCGUUUAAAACUUUGGAUUCGGAUUUCCCAGUGUUACGCAUCGCGUCUGUGGUAGACAUUGAUUCGCAGCGAACUCGGUUAAUUGGGAUUCACAGCGAACCUGUAACUUUGAUUCGCUUCUGCCCGACUCGUAAUGAACCCCUUGCGAUUGGAACUACGAAUGUCUCAGAUUCGCACUAUUGA
Messenger RNA from Lactuca virosa, 279 nucleotides. Lineage: Eukaryota; Viridiplantae; Streptophyta; Magnoliopsida; Asterales; Asteraceae. The record is from the annotation of a GenBank genome assembly.